AUGUCAUUAGUCAAGAGAGUCCUGCCAGUGCAUGGUUCAGUAACACAGGAAGCACAGCAGUGUGGCACAGUUCUGCAUCAAGGUUCUACACACGCACAUCUGAAUGACAGGAGUUUACGUACGCAUCCAGGAAGAUGGUCAUCUGCUUUUGUAGACAUCAGUGGAAGACGGAAACGAUCAGUUUUGCUGAAAGAUCUGAGCUUUGAAGCAGCAGAACUUCUUCACCAAAAUAGCAAUCCAAAAGGAAAAGGGAUAUAUCCUUGUAGAGGUUGUGGAAAAGUCUAUCGCUGGUACCAAAAUCUUGUAGUACAUCAAAGAAUUGAAUGUGGUUCUGCACAAAUACACCUAAAUGACAGGAGCUUUCGUUCACAUCCAGGAAGGUGGUCUUCUGCAUUUGUGGAUGUUGCUGGGAGACGACAACGAUCAGUUUUAUUGAAAGACUUAGAUUUUGAAGCAGCAAAACUUCUUUAUCAAGAUAACAAUCGAAAAGGAGCAGGAUUGUAUCCCUGCAGACGAUGUGGAAAAGUGUAUCGUUGGUAUCGAAAUCUUUCUGUACAUCAAAAACUGGAAUGUGGGAAAGAGCCACAGUUUCAUUGUCCAUACUGCAUAGUCAGGACAACCCAGAAGAGCAGCUUGAUUAGGCAUAUCAGACAAAGGCACUCAGAGAGUCAACAACAAAUGAUCAAUAGUGACAUUGAGUUCUCCUAGAAUUUCAUAGAUUUAUCCUUAAAAAUGAAUAUCUCUUUGAUUGAUUCUCCCUUAAAUGACUACUAUUGCUUAUAACAUUAUGGCUGAAAUUGUACAACAGUUAUACCACAAACCAGAUAAGAAAGAAAAUUUCAUAUUAUCUUACCAUGUAAACAUUUACAGAGUGACAUAAGUUAAAAAAUUAUUCAAAUCAAUGUUGUCCCUUAGAAUGCAGUGACUGUAAGGAGAAGAAUUUAUAUGAUAAAUGAAAAGUACCAGUUUGCUUUUGUUCUACAAUAUUACUUUUAUUGUGUUAACCGGUUUUCGGCUUAUAAGGCCAUCUUCAGACAUUUACUGAGUAU
Messenger RNA from Schistocerca serialis cubense, 1049 nucleotides. Its product is annotated as zinc finger protein 836-like. Gene Ontology annotation, biological process: regulation of transcription by RNA polymerase II. The coding region runs from base 1 to 708 and encodes 235 amino acids. The transcript is spliced from 5 exons. NCBI's taxonomy places the organism in Eukaryota, Metazoa, Arthropoda, Insecta, Orthoptera, Acrididae. The record is from RefSeq and is a predicted model, not a curated record. Gene Ontology annotation, molecular function: DNA-binding transcription factor activity, RNA polymerase II-specific; RNA polymerase II cis-regulatory region sequence-specific DNA binding.